AUGGCGCCAUCUAUCAUCGGAUCUCCUGCUGCGGAGAACACCGUCCCUAUCAAGACAGACUCUGAACCACCCCGUUCUAGCCUCAAAGACCGAUAUCCAGCCUACCUCCCAAUUUGGGACUACGGCGAGAAAUACCCUGCCCUUGAGCCGUUCAACCAUGUCGACCACGGCAAAGAUGCAGAUCCAUCCCUGAAAGACCUCCUAUCGGAAGGAUCCGAGAUCCAAGAGCUGAAACCAACGAUCGGCUCCGAAGUCACAGGGAUUCAGUUGAGCAAACUCAGCUCCGCCGGAAAGGACCAACUCGCUCUUCUCGUUUCCCGACGCAAAGUCGUCGCCUUUAGGGACCAAGAUCUUGCCAGCUUGCCAAUAAAUCAAGCACUCGAUUUCGGAGGAUAUUUCGGCCGACAUCAUAUUCAUCCAACAAGUGGAUCCCCAGAAGGGCAUCCAGAGAUCCAUCUGGUUCACCGACACAAUAACGACUGGGGACUGGACCAAUUCCUCGCUGGGAAGAAUAGCAGUGUAUCCUGGCAUUCUGAUGUUACGUACGAGCAGCAGCCCCCCGGGACGACUUUCUUGUAUAUUCUCGAGGGUCCAGAAGUUGGCGGUGAUACUGUUUUCGUGGACCAGGUUGAGGCUUAUAACCGCCUUUCACCGGCGACCAAAGCAAGACUUCAUGAAUUGAAAGCUGUGAAUUCUGGGUUUGAGCAGGCUGAAUUCAGUCUGGGUCGUGGAGGUGUUGUGAGACGGGAGCCCGUGAAGAAUGAACACCCCCUUGUUCGGACUCAUCCCGUGACGGGUGAAAAGGCGCUUUUCGUGAAUGCUGGCUUCAUCCGCAGUAUUGUUGGCCUUAAGAAAGAAGAGAGCGAUGCCCUUCUAGGUUUCUUGUUAGCACAUGUUGGCCGGGGUAUUGACUACCAGGCGCGCAUUCGGUGGGCUCCCAACACUGUUAUUGUUUGGGAUAACCGUGGCACUGCGCACUCUGCAAUUGUUGACUGGGUCACUGGUGAGCGUCGCCACCUGGCACGUAUCACACCGCAGACCGAGCGUCCUUAUGAAACACCAUACAUCGCGGAAGCGGAGCAAGCAAAAGUUUGA
Messenger RNA from Penicillium antarcticum, 1095 nucleotides. RefSeq names its product TauD/TfdA dioxygenase family protein. Gene Ontology annotation, cellular component: cytoplasm. Gene Ontology annotation, molecular function: 2-oxoglutarate-dependent dioxygenase activity. The transcript has 4 exons. Bases 1 to 1095 code for a protein of 364 amino acids. The record is from RefSeq and is a predicted model, not a curated record. NCBI's taxonomy places the organism in Eukaryota, Fungi, Ascomycota, Eurotiomycetes, Eurotiales, Aspergillaceae.